Lethenteron reissneri (Far Eastern brook lamprey) is the source of this 2806-nucleotide messenger RNA. RefSeq names its product BUD31 homolog (gene BUD31). Gene Ontology annotation, cellular component: spliceosomal complex; nucleus. NCBI's taxonomy places the organism in Eukaryota, Metazoa, Chordata, Hyperoartia, Petromyzontiformes, Petromyzontidae. The record is from RefSeq and is a predicted model, not a curated record. Gene Ontology annotation, biological process: mRNA splicing, via spliceosome.
AUAAUAAAAAUUCUCGGUGACCCCCGGAAGUAACCCAGCAGGGCCGGACACGAGACGGAGCGAAUUCGCGAGUUCUACGAACUGCGCGCGGGUUUCGUCUCCAAGUUGCAUCCGUUCCUGGUGCCCUCAGGUCCGCAGAGUCGCGAUGCCCAAGGUGAAGAGGAGCCGGAAGCCGCCGCCCGAUGGCUGGGAGCUGAUCGAGCCCACGCUGGACGAGCUGGACCAGAAGAUGAGGGAAGCUGAGACGGAGCCGCACGAAGGGAAGCGGAAGGUGGAGGCGCUGUGGCCGAUCUUCCGGAUCCACCACCAGAAGUCCCGCUACAUCUUUGACCUCUUCUACAAGAGGCACGCCAUCAGCAGAGAGCUGUACGAUUACUGCGUGAAGGAGGGCUACGCCGACGCCAGUCUCAUCGCCAAGUGGAAGAAGCCGGGCUACGAGAACCUCUGCUGCCUGCGCUGCAUCCAAACGCGCGACACAAACUUCGGCACCAACUGCAUCUGCCGCGUCCCCAAGGCCAAGCUGGAGGAGGGCAAGAUCGUCGAGUGCGUUCACUGCGGGUGUCGGGGCUGCUCCGGAUGAGGUCUCGGGCACCGUUAUCCCUCCCUGCCCACACUCCUUCUGCCCUCCGUGCACCCCACACAUCUUUUUGUUUUUUGUUAUUUUCUGACAAUGUAGGAAAUUCCUUUUGCAUUGUUUUUCUUCUUACUUGGCGCUCACCUGCUAUUUACAUGCGAAAGCCCAGUUUGCCUUGGUCCAGUGAACCGGGAGCUGCGAAAUUUAAGGUGGGAGGGGGGGGCAGUGUCCUUGGGGGAAGAAAAAAAACCCAACGAUGAUCCACAAACGCUCAUUGUACAGAGAGAGGGGCUGGUUGGGUUGAGCGGGAGGAGAAAAGUUGGCCAACCGUGUGAAUUAUCAAAUGCGUUCAGAAUUGAGCGUGUACAUUUUUUAAAUAAUAAAACGUGGUUCAUCGAUUGUUUAAAUGAAGCCAGCAUGAGUUAUGUUUAAAAAAUAACAAUGAUUUGUCACAUUUUUCCAAGAUACUCCACAAAAUAAAAAAUGUGCUGCCCUUUGUCAAUCAGCUGACCAAUGAAAGGUGCCUUCUCUAUGACGUUUCGUUCACGGGGGCUUGAACCAUACUUCACCAUACUGGUCGCUGUGGGAUUUGGUGGAUUGGGAGGGGGGGGGUGGAUGGAUGGCCCAGGACUGGCUCGGGUCUAACUUCACUGAUAUCAGUGACGGUCGCCGGAGAUCAAACUCGGGUCGCCAGGUUCAUAGCGUACUGCGCUAACUGCUGCACCACCGCUCCCAAAGCGUGGUGGUUUAUGAAUAUAACUGACGUAGAGUCAUCAUCGCCUCUGGUGAACUUUAGCAGUUGUAGUCGUGUAGGGACAGAUAUCAUUUGCUGACUUGCAUCUGCAUUGUACAGUUAGCAUUGCAAUAAUUCAGAACCGAUUCUGCAUGGCAUAGCUGGCAUGGGGACUCAACGCGACAAGGGACGGUGGACAUUGGCUGGGGCUAGCGACGGGAGUGGCAACCCAAGGAGCGAUCCGCGCUCCCGAGGACGGCUACCACGGAGAUGGAGCGGAUGAGUUGAGCCCGUGCGCACCGAUGGGGUUGCUGUUUUGCGAGACCGAGAGAAGGUGACGACUUCAGGGGGUGGUGGGGGCGAUCUUUAUCCAGCAGUAGAUAGAUGAUGGCUGGCUAUGCUAUCUCUGUUGUGGGUAAUUGUUCCACGUUGUGGACCUUGGUAGAGCGUGGAUGUUCACGGUGCGUCUCUGUGCCAGGUGUGGAACGACGCAUCCGUAUUGGUUAGGGAUGUCUUGCAGAUUAUUUUUUCGUAUUAAUUUCAAGUACCAGUUUUGGAUAUAAAAAUCGUGGCCUAGACGUACAAAAUUUAUGCUCAAAAAAAUAUUGAAUCGAUCCGAAAACAUGACCGUUACAGGAAGUGGCAUCACUUCCACGUUGCAAGUUGAAAAAAUAUUGCUAAAUCGAGAUGUGAUGUAGAAUCGGAAUCUGCUGCCGUCACUUUUGCAAGCGCGAAGACAGGAUACAUUGGUGCGGAACGCGAAUAAUCUGAUUGGCCAUGAAAAAUCCAAAACACUUUAAACGGGGGAAACCGUCCUUUAUCGCUCAGCUCACGGUAACGUGCGUCUGUCUGAACAGCGUGCUUCAGAUUCGACGUUUGAACCCACGAUCAACAAACUAAACGACUGUUUUUGAUUUGACCACGUAAGGUCUACUGAGCUGUAUAGCUCUUCAGAAGUGACCUGGCCACAACUGAUAGCUCAACGAAGUGGCUUUUCACUGUGGAAAUUUUUGCAGACAUACUCAAUGCACGUUGAUUCUAAACGCCGAAGGGAAAACCGGAGGACCCGGAGAAAACUCCACGUGAUCACGGGUAGAGAGGCUCCAAAUAUACAGCAGGCGUCGGGGUCGGGACCGAACCCACGAACCUCCUGCAUACUAGGCGAGGGAGUUAACAUCUCCUAGCCACCGUGGCGCCACCACUACCCCGCAUCUCGCCCCGCACCGCAGGAGAUAUCUGCAUGAUCGUGACGUGGGCUUCCCCCCCACCGCCACUCCUCUCUGCAGGGCUUGAUGCAAACACAGACCACCAUCAAUCCCCCUGUGAUGCUUAUUGCCUCAUCAUUCAAUUACAGAGUCCGGCCCAGAGGCACGCCUGUGUUUGUUGUGUGUGUGUGUGCGUGCGCGCGCGGUUUUUGUAAUCGUUAUUUCGAUAUGAACGAUGCGUUCCCGUGUCAUGGUUAAAGCUGGACAAAAUAAAAGAUAAAUUGCCCAUCCCAA